Dermochelys coriacea (leatherback sea turtle) is the source of this 1753-nucleotide messenger RNA. RefSeq names its product homeobox protein EMX1. Gene Ontology annotation, molecular function: DNA-binding transcription factor activity, RNA polymerase II-specific; DNA binding. Gene Ontology annotation, biological process: regulation of DNA-templated transcription; brain development; central nervous system development. NCBI's taxonomy places the organism in Eukaryota, Metazoa, Chordata, Testudines, Dermochelyidae. The record is from RefSeq and is a predicted model, not a curated record.
CAGAGUUGUGUGUGUGUGUUGUGGGGGGGGGGGAUCUUUUGCGCACACACACACACACACAAGGCACAGCCCCCUCCAAAGAGCUCACUCCAGACCAAACCAUGUUCCAGCCAGCAGCUAAGCGGUGCUUCACCAUCGAGUCGCUGGUGGCGAAGGACAAUCACUUGGCUUCAGAGGACCCCAUCCGACCUACAGCCCUCAACUACCCCAACCCCUCAGCGGCCGAGGCGUUCGUCAAUGGCUUUCACAGCGCGGCAGCCGGCCGGUCCCUGUACAGCAGCCCCGAGCUGGUCUUCCCAGAGGCCGUGAGCCACCCCUCCUUGGGCGUCCACCCGCACCAGCUGGGCGCGUCCCAGCUCCAGCACCCGCACUCCUUCUUCGCCCCCCAGCACAGAGACCCCCUCAACUUCUACCCCUGGGUGCUGAGGAACAGGUUCUUCGGGCACCGCUUUCAAGGGAGCGAGGUGUCCCAGGAGGGUUUGCUACUGCACGGGCCCUUUGCCAGGAAGCCCAAACGGAUCCGCACGGCCUUCUCCCCGUCCCAGCUCCUGAGGCUCGAGAGGGCCUUCGAGAAGAACCACUACGUGGUGGGGGCCGAGCGCAAACAGCUGGCCAGCAGCCUCAGCCUCUCCGAGACCCAGGUGAAAGUGUGGUCAAACAGAAGGACGAAAUAUAAGAGGCAGAAGCUGGAAGAGGAAGGCCCCGAAUCAGAUCAGAAGAAGAAAGGUUCCCAUCACAUCAAUAGAUGGCGGAUUGCCACCAAACAGUCCAACGGGGAAGACAUUGAUGUCACGUCUAAUGACUAGAAGGGGGCAGGUUGCUGGCAAAAUAAACCAAUAGAGGAACAAGGGGGAGGAGGGGAAAUACAGGGCAAACAAAACAAAACAAAAACUGUCGAGAUUUCCAAACAAAGCAUCGCCACCAACAGCUAAGUUUCCUCUGCGGUGCGUAGGCCAAACAAGAGCCUACGGACCAUUCCUACCUUUGGCACUCAGUUCCACCACGGGCGGCCUUCAGCAGAGCUUUGGAAAUGAAAGCUCCCGAUAAGAAGAAACACCCCGCCGCAGCCUCCUCUGAGCCUGACUGAACCGGCUGGCCAUCCCUCGCAGCCGGAAGCUGUCGGUCAGCCACAACAUCAAAUAAAAUGUUCAGCCAAGAAACUCAAUGUACACAUCCUUUUCUUUUUCUUUUUUUUUACACAAUUUUAUUUUAAUUUAUUAUUUAUUUUGUGUGUUCCCUGUCGUAGGUAGUUAACAGCUGUAGUGUGCGUUACUGUACGGUAAUAAAAGCAAAAUGGUUCAAAGAAUAUGUGAUUACCUUGGCAGGAGGAAGUGGGGUGGGGGGACACCACUGCUGCUCAAAAGAGCAGCGUUUGUGGGCACUGGUCAAAUCAAGAGCUCCACCUUUUCCCAUCCAACCCCAGAUCCUUCACCAGCAUGUUUAAAAUCAAGUUUCAUUUGAAUGGGACUAAAACAUUCAUGGUAGAACUGUUUGAACAGAGGAGUGCCUGAUUCACUGUUAUUUGGACCAGGUUGAUAAAUGCAAUGAUAUUUGGGGGCAUUGUUAUUCAUACUUGGAUGCUGGCUGGAUAUUAGGAAUUGCCAGACGGGAUCAGACCAAGGGCCAUCUAGCCAAGUGUCCUGUCUCUGACAAUGCUGGAACCAGAUGCUUCCGAGAAAGGUGUAAGUACCCCGCAGUUGUGGAAUUCUCUGCCUGGGGAUAUUUUUAAUUAGCCCUGGAUAGCGGUUCUAUC